ACGGCCCUCGCGUCUUUCGAUUCUCGAAGAGCAGCUCCUGCCGAGAGCAUUCUCCUUGGCCGCAAACACACCCCGCACACACCCCCUGCAACUUGUGAAGAUAGAGGCACCUUUCGUACAGGUAAGCCAAGUCAUCCGGCGCAUAAUUCCUCUUCUAGAGCCGUCACGUACGCCUGAAGGUUGUACCGCGGGCGGCAAUCGUCACGCCCAUCGUCAAAUUCCCACCUUGGCGCUGGGAACUGGGGCUUCGGGCGUUGAGCUGGGAAGGGGAUCCCUUCGGCUAUUCCGUUGGAUUAGACCGUGUCCGUCUGAAGCUUUAAAGUGGAGUAUAUACUCAACAUCGUGACGGCUUCCUCGAUUAUAGGACAAACCACUUGUCGCUUCAAUAUCACAACGUCAUCACCAUCGUCACUGAAGAAUCGCAACCAUGCCGGCCUACCACUCCUCCUUCAACGACAACACGCAAUACCGCCAAAUAGGGAACAUUGCGCUUUUGCCCAUCAAAACAAAGAUUCGCGGGCCCGCUCCUCCUGCUGCCGACCCACAAGCCGACGACAUCGUCGACGAAGCCAUCGCUCUAUUCCGCGCCAACUGCUUCUUCCGCAACUUCGAGAUCAAAGGCAACGGCGACCGCGUCCUCAUCUACCUCCUCCUGUUCAUCCAGGAAUGUCUCGGCAAGCUGCAAAAGAACCCGUCCGCCACCGAGGGCCAGCGUACCCUCCUCACCCAUGCAUUGCAGAACUUUGCGGUGCCGGGCGAGCCCCAGUUUCCGCUAAAUGCUAUGUAUGAGAAGCCCGGGAGUCGUGCUGAUAUUGACAAUCUGAAACAAUACCUAAGCCAACUCCGCCAAGAAACCGUCACUCGUCUGUUACCAAAAGUGUACGACGGCGACCGUCCGAGCAAAUGGUGGAUGUGCUUCUCGAAGCGAAAGUUUAUGGGGCUGCCCAACAUCGGGACGUUGGCAUAGAGUGGCAGAUACACGUUGAUUGAGGAGGUGGGAGGGGCAGCAGGGCAUUGUGAGCCCCCUUCGUUCAGUGCUGUGGCAUUUUUCGGUUUUGUUGGAACUUGAUCUUGGCUUAUGACAAAUACAAACUCAAUAUGGCGUUAUUGCGUUCCGGAUUGUUGAGAAGCGGUGCGCUCCGCCAACUCGAGGCCAUAGUAAAAUUAUCGCCUCGCUCCGAACGUUUGUAGCGGUUCUUGACCAUAACCAACUCCUUCAGCGCGAAAUAACUUAGAGGUGCUCCGGGGAUCUUGCGACGUG
Molecule: messenger RNA, 1261 nt
Organism: Fimicolochytrium jonesii
Lineage: Eukaryota; Fungi; Chytridiomycota; Chytridiomycetes; Spizellomycetales; Powellomycetaceae
Product: actin-related protein 2/3 complex subunit 3
Exons: 5
Coding region: 428-967 (179 amino acids)
Biological process (GO): regulation of actin filament polymerization; Arp2/3 complex-mediated actin nucleation
Cellular component (GO): cytoskeleton; Arp2/3 protein complex
Molecular function (GO): actin filament binding
Source: RefSeq, a predicted model, not a curated record